Molecule: messenger RNA, 1527 nt
Organism: Sodiomyces alkalinus F11
Lineage: Eukaryota; Fungi; Ascomycota; Sordariomycetes; Glomerellales; Plectosphaerellaceae
Product: MBOAT family protein
Exons: 4
Coding region: 1-1527 (508 amino acids)
Biological process (GO): triglyceride biosynthetic process
Cellular component (GO): endoplasmic reticulum membrane
Molecular function (GO): diacylglycerol O-acyltransferase activity
Source: RefSeq, a predicted model, not a curated record
AUGACCACAACGACAGCAACCAGCACCAGUGUUGAUAACCUCCAGGCCACCCGCCGGCACACCAAGGACAACGAAGGCAGCUCUGAGCCUACGCCAGAAACAGCACAGCGAGCUACCCACGAGCUACGGCGCGCUCUUCAAAAGAAGUACAGACAUGUUGCCGCAGUUCACUCUCAGUCACAACCGUCCAAACUCAGCCAGGAUUCCACCGUGGCUCCGAGUUUUCUUGGCUUCAGGAAUCUCAUGAUCAUUGUGAUAGUCGUUGGCAACUUGCGCUUGAUGAUUGAAAACAUUCAGAAGUACGGCGUUCUGAUCUGCAUCCGCUGCCACGACUUUAGCCGGCAGGAUGUGAUUCUCGGACUGAUCCUUUACUUCCUUAUUCCAUGCCACCUAUUCGCCGCCUACCUCAUCGAACUGGCCGCUGCGCAGCAAGCUAGCGGGCUGCGGAAACGUACAAAAGACGGCACCGCCAGCCCGACGGAGGAUCAGAACAAGCGCUUCAACGCCACCUGGAAGGUCGUGGCCUGGUUGCACGCCGCCAACAUCACCCUCGCCCUCGCCAUCACCACCCUUGUCGUCUAUUUCCGCAUCUACCAUCCGCUCAUCGGCACACUGACAGAGCUCCACGCCGUCAUCGUCUGGCUCAAGACAUCCUCCUACGCAUUCACCAACCGCGAUCUCCGGCACGCCUACCUCCACCCCGUCAAGGGUGAGCUGGACGCCAUGCCCGAGAUCUACAAGCAGUGCCCUUACCCGAACAACAUCACGAUGGGGAACCUCGUCUACUUCUGGUGGGCGCCUACGCUCGUCUAUCAGCCCGCGUACCCCCGCACCGACAAGAUCCGAUGGGUGUUCGUGGCCAAGCGCGUGGGCGAGGUUUUCGGCCUCAGCGUCGUGAUCUGGUUUGCGAGCGAGCAAUACGCCGCUCCCGUGCUCCGCAACUCCCUCGACAAAAUCGCCUCUCUCGACAUCCCCAACAUUCUGGAGCGCCUGAUGAAGCUCUCCACCAUCUCCCUCGUCAUCUGGCUCGCCGGCUUCUUCGCCCUCUUCCAGUCCUUCCUCAACGCCCUCGCAGAGGUCACCCGCUUCGGCGACCGCUCCUUCUACGACGACUGGUGGAACAGCGAGAGCCUGGGCGCGUACUGGCGGACCUGGAACAAGCCCGUGUACCAGUACUUCAAGCGCCACGUCUACAUGCCCAUGGUCGGUCGGGGCUGGAAACCCUCCCACGCGAGCAUUGCCGUCUUUUUCCUAUCCGCCGUGCUGCACGAGGUCCUAGUCGGCGUCCCCACACAUAAUAUUAUCGGCGUCGCCUUCCUCGGCAUGUUCUUGCAGUUGCCCCUGAUCAACCUGACAGCUCCUCUGGAGAAGAUGCAGUCACCAACGGGUCGGAUGCUGGGGAACUGCAUCUUCUGGGUUUCCUUCACCAUACUAGGCCAGCCGUUUGCUGCGUUGAUGUACUUUUACGCAUGGCAGGCCAAGUAUGGGAGCGUCAGUAAGCGGAUGGCGGGGAAUCCGGUGGCAUGA